GCGCGACAGUUCUCGACCCGACUUUGGCGCCGGCACGGCUAUAUCGCUUCUCCCUCUCCUCUCCCUCUCUCUCUCUCUCUCUUUCUCUCCAACUCUCAGUGUCAAUAGUGCUUGCUGGUGUACAGUGAGAAUUUUUCCGAGAGCACAAAGUGAGUGAAUAAAAGUUCUUUUUUUUCAAGGUGUGCAAAGAUUUUGUUCGUGUGUGAGGUGUAACUAGAAGAAGUGACGUAAAGACUUCAGCAGUGUGCGAGGGUGCGCGGCUGUUUUCCUUUAGCAAGAUCACAUCGUGUAUAAUGCGUCAGCACCAAUGGCACCAAGAGGUCGGCGGUGGCGGUGGUCAACUACACUCGACAAGUACGUUGGCUAGUGAUGAAGAAGAUGUGCGUGGAUCAAGGUGAAGCGUUGCCAGUCAGCGUAGCCAUCACAGCGGCCGGCCACCAUCAUCUAUUUUCACCACGCUGGAUCGUCGCGGGGUGUAUGCCACGCCGACGAAGUCGGCGCCUGGCACGCCCAAGGCACCAGCCAAAAUCUCGUCUGUCACCGAGAAUCUCGAAAGACCAAGCUGCCAUGACUGGAUUCAUCAUGACAAAUUCAAUAUAUCCAACACCGCCAUGUCCUGGGAUUCCAUCAGCUCCAGGGAUUACAUCGGCCACCAGCUGUCUGCAACGCGACUGUUGGGUAGCCCCGACGGCUCGCGGCACCCUCUCGACGUAUACGAGUUUUCGGAGGAGGACUACAGGCGUCAGAUGGAAAACGGCGAUGACCAUAGCAAUGGAUAUCACGGGAUUGGUCUAUGGGAAUGUCUGAUGGGGUGCCGGCAUAGACUCGACCAGCAGAUCGCCAGGAGAAAGGUGGAGCAGGGCUUGAAACUUUAUCGUGCUCACAAGCAGCAAGCAGCGGUACGCAAGUGGCGUGGCGCAUUGGCUAACAUCGGGCGUAAAGAGGACAAGUUCGCCUUGCUUGGAUAUCUCUAUCAAGCCUAUAUGGAUUGGGGCAAGUACAGGGACAGCGUGGAUUUUGGUCACCGGCAGUUAUGCAUUUCCGAGGAGCUGGACUCGCCGAACAUGCGUGCCGAGGCCUAUCUGAACUUGGCUCGAGCACACGAGCGACUUGGUGCUCUCGACCGCGCACUUGGCUUUGCUCGUCACAGCCUUUACAACGAGUGCGACCAGUGUGCAACUGCCGGAUUAGUUCAUCUAACAGUAGGUAGAGUCCAUCUAGAGCUAGCGGGCUUUUGUAAGGCGCUGGAAGCCUUCCAGAGAGCCCAUAAGAUUGCACACUCCAUUCAAGAUCCAUCGCUCGAGUUACAGGUGUACGUCGGGUUGUCCGAGCUGUUCUGUCGACUACAAGACGCGGAUAAAAGCGCCAGAUACGCCGCACGCGCCUACGACUUAUCGAGAAGUCUCCAACUGGGAGACUUGAACUCUCGUCACCAUCGGGCUGCUUUGCUACAGAUGGCUGCGGCACUGAGGAAGAAAGGCGAGGUCGGCGACGCUCAAGAUUACUGCAAGGAAGCGACGCGACUGUCCCUGGUGUCGGGCGACCAAGCAAGUUACGCCCGUAGCAUCAGGAUAAUGGGAGACAUUUACAGGCGUCAAUCGGAAAUUAGCAAAGCAUUCCGUCAGUACGAGAGCGCGAUGACCUCGGCGGCGGCAACUGGCGACCGACUCUGUCAGAUGGAGGCCAUGGACGGGGCAGCGCGCUGCCUCGAGGCACUCAGACUCCAACACAAGAUAUGCAACUGCAAGCCACUCGAGUUUAACACCAGGCUACACGAGGUCGCUAGUUCUGUGGGUGCUAAGCUGCUGAUGAAGACAGUACGUGGUCGUCUAUCACGUAUUUACGGUUCGCUCGGCGACGAAGAUCAGAAAGCUCACUUUGAGCGAGCGGCCGCCACGCUCGAAGAAGACCUAGAGCUACGUUGCGGCAGUUGCUGCGAACCCUUUGGCCUCGAGCCCGACUCCCUUGAAGCAUUACCCUGCUCCCACAUAUUGCACGCCAGGUGCGCGCUUGACAUUUUAAAGAAGCGUGACAAGAAGAAGAAGCGCCUCUGCCCAGACUGCCAUAAGUCGGUGAGCUCAAGACUCUACCUACACUGCGACGACAGCCAUGACAUCAACCCGCUGAAUCACAGUUCCUUGAGCCUUGCCUCGCUCAGGGCCAGCAGCCUUGCAACCCUCGAGGACUGCCACGCGACGAGUAGCGUCUGAGCGAAUUCAU
Phymastichus coffea is the source of this 2220-nucleotide messenger RNA. Its product is annotated as 43 kDa receptor-associated protein of the synapse homolog. Lineage: Eukaryota; Metazoa; Arthropoda; Insecta; Hymenoptera; Eulophidae. The record is from RefSeq and is a predicted model, not a curated record. Gene Ontology annotation, molecular function: protein-membrane adaptor activity; acetylcholine receptor binding. The transcript has 11 exons. Gene Ontology annotation, biological process: chemical synaptic transmission. Bases 612 to 2210 code for a protein of 532 amino acids.